ACAGAUGCGUAAAUAACAACAGCCCUGAUAAAGAACUCCUUACGGAUCCUGAAGAUGUUCAAAAUGAAACGGCAAGACACUUUCAAAGAGUGGUUGGCUCACAAUAUUCUAACCCAUCUCUCCCUGAG
This is a messenger RNA of Funneliformis caledonium, 128 nucleotides long. NCBI's taxonomy places the organism in Eukaryota, Fungi, Glomeromycota, Glomeromycetes, Glomerales, Glomeraceae. The record is from the annotation of a GenBank genome assembly.